Messenger RNA from Homalodisca vitripennis (glassy-winged sharpshooter), 2150 nucleotides. RefSeq lists its product as uncharacterized. Lineage: Eukaryota; Metazoa; Arthropoda; Insecta; Hemiptera; Cicadellidae. The record is from RefSeq and is a predicted model, not a curated record. Bases 232 to 816 code for a protein of 194 amino acids. The transcript has 2 exons.
ACUUUAAAAACAGGUACAAUAGUUCAUGUAAAUUUGUCAGUGAAAAACUUUUAUCAAAUACUGGUGUAUAAAAAUAAGUACCUAUUAAAAAUAAUCAUUUCAGUUGUCGAUCUAAUACCAUGGUUGAUUAUAUUAUUGUUAGCAAUAUUUUUUAUUUAUUUCACUAAUACUCGUUUCUCUUUUUUUAGGAAUUAUAAGAGAAAAACGGAAAGAAAACCACGCACUCCAGAAAUGCUAGAAUCAGCCAAACAAAUGCUCAGGGCUGGACAGUCAAAACGUAGUAUAGCUCGUGAUUUGGGAAUAACAGAAGGAGCAUUGAAAAAAAAACUAAAAAUGGGAGCUGGAGUUACCAAGCUCGGGCGAUUUGUCUCAGUAUUCACAAGUGAAGAAAAAACACAACUGAAAGAACACGUCAUCGAUUUGGACUCCCAUUUUUAUGGUUUGAUAUUCAAGGAUUUUCGAAAAUUAUCUUUUGAAUUUGCAGAAACUAAUCAAGUUAGUAAUCCCUUUGAUAAAGACACUAAAAUGGCUGGAAAAGUGGGCCUUAAGUUAAAAAAAAAAAAAAACAAGUUAUCUCUUCGUGUACCUACAAAAACAAGUCUUGCACGAAUCAUGGGCUUCAACAAACCUCAAGUUGACUUAUUAUUUCAAAAUCUAGAAGAAUUGAUGAUAAAACAUAAGUUCCCCCCUUCAAGAAUGUUCAACAUGGACGAGUCGGGAAUUUCUACUGUGCCAAACAGAGCCCCAAGGGUGGUAUCAGUCAAGGUAAAAAAGCUGUCGGAAAAGUUUCAUCGGCAGAAAGGGGUAAUUUGUUAACAGUAAUUUGUGCAAUGAGUGCGAGUGGUAAUUUCAUUCCACCUGCUAUCAUUUUUGCCAGGAAAAGACUGAAACAAGAAUUGUUAAAUGGUGCUCCUACAGAAGCUGUCAUGUUUUGUUCAGAUUCAGGCUAUAGCAACUCAGAAAUAUUCCUAGAAUGGCUAAAGCACUUUCAAACACACAUUCAUUCUUCUAAGGACAACGCGGUGCUCUUGGUAAUGGAUGACCAUGGAUCUCACAUCAGCAUUAACGCUGUAAACUUUUGCAGGGACCAUGAAAUUUACUUAUUAACAAUUCCCCCACAUAGUAGCCACAAGCUACAACCUCUGGACAAAUGUUUUUUCAAACCUUUAAAGGACUUCUUUGUUGAAAUGUGCGACCAAUGGAUGGUGAACAACCCAGGUCGUGUUAUAACUCAGUGAAGAACCGACUCGUAUUGUUGGUAUUUCUCAAACUUGCAUAGAUCACUGUUUUGUUCGCUUUGACACAACUAUCAAUAUAGGAGUUGUACACGAAGCCCAGGUAAUGCAUUUAGGCAUUGCCGACCAUUCUUUAAUUUCUGUAACUUUGCAGAUAUGUACUAAAGCACCAAAAGUCAAUCACGGAUUAGAGAAAAUAAAUUAUAAAUCAUUAUUUACUGAGCUAGGUGGAAUGGACUGGGAUGAUGUUAUAAGUGAAUUAUCUUUAUCUGGAGCUUUCGAGUUACUCAUUUACAAGAUUAAUACAGCAGUUAAAAAUAACACCCACUCUUACAAAACCACGAAUACAAAUAAAAAACUCACGCCUUGGAUAACUGAAGUCUUGUGUAAACGUAUUAAAAACAGAAGAAAAAUAUAUAACUUAUUGAGAGCGAAUCCUCAUGACGAAAGAAUGAAAUUAUAUUACAGACGGUACAGAAAUAGCUUAAGUGCUGAUUUAAGAACUAGGAAAGAGAAAUAUUACAUGAUUCAGUUUAUAAAUUGUGACGGAAACCCUAAGGCUCAGUGGAAAUUAGUAAAUAACUUAAGUGUGCGCUCUACCACAGGCCAGAAAUCGCAGUACGAUGUUUCAAAAAUCCGCUUGGAGCGCUGGCAAAAUUGGUUGUAGGGAGGGCAAUGAGUAGUUGCUGUGGAAGGGAUCGGAACUUACCGAGCGCCUCCGACAUUUGCUGAGCGGGGGACCCGAGUCAGGUGCUCGACGUCCGACUCACACACGCUUCGUUUUUAACAGGGAUGGGCUAGUAGGCCUUUCAACAUUAGUCUGCCCCUAUAUACUGACCAGUAAAUGGACACAAAGAUACACAUGAAAACUAUCGCCAAACAUAUAUAAAAUAUUGUAGUAUAAUUUAGGCAAAA